AUGGAAUUUGAGGGUCGAGAAAGAUCAGAUGUUGAGAGUGGUGGUGGGCUCUAUUCGCUUCAUCUGCAAGCCGCCGUUGUUGUUCUUCUCAUCCUCGUACACGUAGGCGAAGCCACCGUGUCGGGUCAGAUCCAUACCCGCGAGCUCGUCGUCCUCCGAGAUCCGGAGGAGUUUCAGCUUCCUAAGGAUGUAGAAGAGUGGGCCCAUCGUAGCCGAUACCCACCCGAUAAUCACCAAGAUCUGGAUCACGUGGGCCGCCAGCAGUCGCCCCCCACCUCCCAUAAACAGCCCGUACGGCCUGCCCGGCCUCCCCGGGUAAACCUCGUUCACAUCACCCCCCACGCGCCGCACCCGCCGUGUAGCUGCGCCGCCUCCAGCGGGUCGUCGUACCCGACCCGCUCCGCCAGCCGGUUGCACCCGAUUAGAACCAGCGCCGCCACGAACCCGCAGAUCACCGCCGCCCACGGCUCCACCACCGAGCACCCGGCCGUGAUGGCCGCGAAACCCCCAAGGAGCCCGUUGCAGACGUCGGUCACGUUCCAGUGCCCCGACAGGAUUCGCUUCACGAAGAGGGUCGUCAGCGCCGCGGUGCAGCCGGCGAGCGUGGUCGUCACCGCUGUCCGCCCCACGGCCGACCAUUGCCCGUAG
Molecule: messenger RNA, 648 nt
Organism: Striga asiatica
Lineage: Eukaryota; Viridiplantae; Streptophyta; Magnoliopsida; Lamiales; Orobanchaceae
Source: the annotation of a GenBank genome assembly